Molecule: messenger RNA, 870 nt
Organism: Octopus bimaculoides (California two-spot octopus)
Lineage: Eukaryota; Metazoa; Mollusca; Cephalopoda; Octopoda; Octopodidae
Source: RefSeq, a predicted model, not a curated record
AUGCACCUGACACUCAUCAAUGCUUACGCCCCCACCGCGACCUACACUCUGAGGCAGAGAGAACUGUUUUAUCAGAACCUCACCAAAGUGCUACGGUCAGUUCCUAAAGACGAUAAGCUGCUAAUACUUGGGGACUUCAAUGCCCGUGUAGACAGAGAUGCCCAGUCUUGGCCAGAUGUCAUCGGGCCACAUGCCAUCGGACAUGAGAAUACCAACGGUCAACUGCUACUCACCUUCUGCACUGAACAGAGACUCACCAUCACCAAUACUCUAUACAGACGCCAGAAAGCUGAUGUUAAAAAGAAGCUGGACGUCCAGAAACUCAAUGAACCAAAAAUAAAAGAGACCCUCAUUGCCAACCUUGCGAACCAGCUUGAACAUCUGCCAGCAGAGGGAAACCUUGAAAAGGCCUGGGCCAACUUCUGGGAUGCAGUGUAUGACUCUGCCAGCCUUACCCUUGGCCACACAAAACGGAAACACCAAGACUGGUUUGACAACAAGGAGAUCACCACCUUCCUCCAGGAGAAGAAAGAAGCCUUCACAGCCUGGCUCAACGACAAAGACUCCCAAGCCAAGCACGAGAGCCUCAAGAACAUCAGAGGAAAGAUGCAGACUGAGCUGCGACAGAUGAAAGACAAGUGGUGGGAAAACAAGGCUGCAGAACUACAGCGGCAUGCAGACGAGCACAACUCCAAGAAGUUCUUUGCCGGCCUGAAAGACGUGUAUGGCCCCACGUUAAAUGCAAUGGCACCUGUGCGCUCUGCCGAUGGAACCCUGCUUACUGAGAAGAGCGACAUCAUACAGCGCUGGAGUGAACACGUCAGUCAGCUGCUAAACAGACCAUCCCAGAUUGACCAGCAUGCCAUCUAA